Chanos chanos (milkfish) is the source of this 2749-nucleotide messenger RNA. RefSeq lists its product as uncharacterized. The record is from RefSeq and is a predicted model, not a curated record. NCBI's taxonomy places the organism in Eukaryota, Metazoa, Chordata, Actinopteri, Gonorynchiformes, Chanidae. Bases 89 to 2749 code for a protein of 886 amino acids. The transcript has 14 exons.
UCUCAAAGCUCAUGUUCUGGACAAUGGAGGUCACAGCCUCAGGGACACCAAGUCUUCCUUCUGCCACUUCCUCACACAACUUCCGUGGAUGCCCGCCUACAAGUUAAGCCGGGACGAGGGUCGCUCUUGGUCCUACCUGCGUCCCAGCUCCGUUUAUCUCUAUUCUGAUGAAGUGUACCGUCUGUUAGGCACCCAUGUCAGUUAUGUGGACAUGACUCCCAGUGAAUUUUCCAGAACUAUAGGAAUGAGGAACAGUGUGCAGGUGAAGGACAUGGUUGACUAUCUGAAGCAAUGGUGCACUAAGGUCUCCGAUGAAAACCAAGCUGAGGCUGAGGGUGCCCACUUCACCACUACCAUUCAGCACAUCCACACAGUUUAUCAGUACCUUCAGAGCAGCUGUUCCCCAGGCCAGCUGACAAGCCUGUUUCAGCGGUCUCCUGCUGUAUUCAUCGAAUACGAGAGGAAGGAUGACUGGUGCUCUGGAAAAUUCUAUCAUCUCAAAGAAGUGUGCUGGAGUGAUCCUACUGGCAUGUUUGUGAGAUAUAAGGAGGCAAUCCGGAAAUCUGAUGGUGGUGUUCAGGAGCCCAGGGUCCUGGCUCCCUUUUACAGCCAUCUGCCAGACAUGAGGGAGCUCUUCAUGAUGAUCUUGAAAGUGGAGUCCCAUCCAUCUAUGAAACAGUAUGUGGAUCUUUUGGUGCUCGUCUGUGAGACAUCAGAACUUCCCACCGGAGAGGUUCUUCAAGAUGUCUCCAUCAUCUUUGCCAAGUUGGCCAACAAAUGUAAAAUCCGUGUGCAUGAUGAGCAAGAUCACACCGUUCAGCUUGACAAGUCCUACUGCACUUCUCUCAAAAAUAUGGUGACUGAUCAGAGAGUUUUCCCCACAAAAAACAGUGGCUGGGUGUCAUUGUCUCGUAAACCCAUGAUACCAGACAGCACAAACUUGGAGAAGAUCUUCAAAUCUCACCGUCAAGUUUGUCUCCUCAACCUGCCUCCAGCACAGAAGAAAACAGCUAAGAAGACCAAACAAGGUAAGACGCUGCAGAAUGACGAGAGGUUGACGUUCAGUGAGGAGGACAGAGACCUGUUUCUGAAGAUCUGUGGAGUUAAAAGACUCUCUGAGUGUGUCAUCGCUGAAGCUCUGACAGAGAACUACAGGCCUUGUCCAGCCAUGCAAACCUUCGUGCGAAACAUUGUGCCGUACGUUCAAAGGUUCAUCUAUCACAGUGAGAAACUUGAGGAAGUUUACAGUGAACUGAAGGAGAACAACAUAAGCCAGCAGAUAAAGAACUUGAAGUUUGGACAGGUGGGAAAACUGUACAUUAAUUAUCGGUUGGAUGUGCCGGACGGGGAUCCGAUCUUUGAGACCGAGGAUAUCAUUUGUCUUUUGAAAGACAAAAAGGAGCUCUAUGUCCAGAAAGAUAAUCUCUCAUCCAAGUUGGACAUCUGCAGAGAACUGGUAAAACUGUUCAGCUCUGAAAAUGACUUUGGGAAGGAGCUGGAACACUUUCUAGGAGGCCUCGCCGCCUCUAUUACUGAUAAAGCUGCUUUGAAGCGGUUCCUAGACAGGCAUGACAUUCACGAACUUCCAAGCGACGAGGAGGAAUGGGAAGUUCCGGAGCCAAUGGAAAUGAAACCUGAACCUACAGUGCCCUCUGCUGCUAAACUGGCUCGUGCUGUAGGUGCACAGGAGGAAGAGAGAAAGACAGAGGGGGAUGGAGAGAACACACUGGUGUGCUGGCCUCCCAAAUCCUCCUUUGGGAAAGUUGGAGCCGGCCAUACAGCUCAAGCAGUGGAGGCGGUGAUGAAGAUGUGGCCUCCCCCUGCACCUCCAAGCUCUGGCGAGGAGCAGAUCUCGCGGGGUGUGAGCGGCCAUGAUCGCCCAGGGGAGCCGCCAUUGCCAAGAGAAUCAGGACUGUCGCACCCUCAGGGAUUCAGGUCGAGUGGCAGCACCAACACCAGCUCCGCACACUCAGCCGCAUUACCCCAUGAAAAGGACCUUAAAGCGAUGCCUGUGGUCCAACCCACUGAUGUCUCUCACAUGAGCUCCAGCGGAGAAACAGAGGGUGACCAAACAGAACCCAAAGUGGACAGGCCUAGUAGCAACAGGACAGCCCCUCAUUCUUCUUCCGAAGACCAGCAUACACACCAGCCUUCUCAACAAAAUCAUAAACCAGCCGAACCACCAGAAGUGGUAUCCAGUCAGUUCCAAGGCAAUGGAAGUGCACUUCGACCUCCCAUGGCGCUGGAUAAUGCAGUGUGGACCAAAGCGACGGCGGUAGAGGCGGUUUUGGAGGACCUGACGCUGGAUUGCACACUGCCGGAGAUGGUGACGUUCUCAGAAGACAUUGGCGAUACUGUAGACAUUGGGGAGUGGGGGGAGAGAUUGGUGCAUUCAUUCCUUACCCACUGGAUGGAGAACGGAGGUCCCCAGGCUCCCAAGGAGAUCGUCUGGUAUAACCAGAACGGAGAGACCGGGCAGCCGUGUGACUUCAAGCUUACGUUCGCGGUAAGGAACGGAGAGAGCCAAGGUCACGAGGUCUUCGUGGAAGUGAAAACGACGGUGAAGCGCGAGAAACACUUCAUUCACCUCUCCGCCAACGAGCUAGACUUUGCCCUCAAGGAAAAAGAAAGGUAUCACAUAUACAGGGUGUACAGCGCCGGAGACUCACAGAACGUGCGACUGUGUCGCAUCAAAAACCUGGCUCAGCAUCUGCAUUCCAAGACACUGGAGUUGUUUUUAUUUGUUUAG